GUAUGGCCGCCGCCACAUGAUAACGCAGGAUACACGAUUUGCGCAAAUAUUAGUAGCACUCAGUCAUGAUGAGGGUCUUUUCCGGCAUACAUCACAAAUGACAUUGGACGGGAAAAAAACAAACGUCAGUAAUCGUCAGAAUUCUGAAGGAUAGCGGCCAUAAACUGUUGAACGAAGUUUGGAUAACAACAACAACACCUUGAGCGCUUGAAUGCACACGUGGGGUAGCCUAUAGUCUGACGUACGUUAUUUCUGGGUAUGUUAUUGAUGUCUGACGAAUUUGGCGUCAUCUUGGGAAUACAUUACCUGAAUGAGAAACACCUUGAUCAUGGCCAGAAAGAGGUUUACGGAGAGGAUAACGAGAUGGUUGACUUUUGGGCAGGCGAAAAAAAAGCUGGGUGAUUCACUAUCAAGUUUUGUGUUGUUCCGAUGCAAACGUCACGUGCUACUGCCUCCACGGUUUCUAGGCCGCGUUCACGAGGGCAUCAGCGAAUGGCUGAAUUCGGAGCUGAGGAUGUUCAGUACAGAGUUAUCUGGUGUAGUGAUUGAUUACAACAAUAUAUCUAUGGCACAGACAACUGGAAGCAUAUAUGAUGAAUCACCUUACCUUCACUUUGACAUAGAAGCUGAUUUUGUUGUGUUCCGACCAACAGUCGGCUGUUCCCUGAGGGGAAAAAUCAACAAGAUUGGCGACGACCAUAUUGGCUGUUUGGUUCACAAUUGUAUAAACGCAUCAAUUCCGCUGCCAAGCCACCUGGUGGAGUCGGGUAAAUUUUCAGGAUCAGACAGUUCGGUGGUGACUUCAGAUGUGGAACUCGAGUUUGAGGUCACAGACUUGGCCAACCACAACCGAAUUCUCACCAUCACUGGGAAGCUUAAGACCAACAGUUUACAGCACAUCAAUCUGACAGAGUUACAAACUAAGCAGGAUCCCACUGAAGGGUUGAGUAUUAGCAGUUUUAAGAUGGAAAACUCAGAGUUUGAGUUUUUGAGACUGACGAGUAAGAGCAGAGAAAGAAAAAAUGGUGGUGAUGAGAAAGCAGAAGCUGAAAGCAGUAGCGGUGGGAAAGCAGAAACUGAAAGCGGUGAUGGUGGGGAGGCAGAAAUCACACUCUGUGGUGAUAGUAGGCAACGAGAGAAAACAGAUUCUGAUUUGGUAUCCCUUAGUAAUUCUAACAGUGGUAGGAAUAGAAAGCGAAAAAAGAAAAAGGAGACAAGUGCAGAUGCGAAGAAGACCGAGUUAUUGGAUACGGUAACCAGCUCUGGUCUAUCCUCCAGUUUCCUUGACUCUGGGGUUGACAUGUCAUUCCUCGGGGGACGUUUACCGGAGAAAAAACACAAGAAACAGGAACAAACUUCUGCCUUUGGUAACCCUGUGAACAGUAGCACGCCCCUGUCAACCCAAAAACACAAAUCCUCUUCUCACAAAAAACACAAACGUAAGAGAAACUUGCAAGUUGAACAGAAAGCAUUGUGAGUCUAUUCACCAUCUUAUGAAUAAAGGUAU
Messenger RNA from Liolophura sinensis, 1507 nucleotides. Its product is annotated as DNA-directed RNA polymerase I subunit RPA43-like. NCBI's taxonomy places the organism in Eukaryota, Metazoa, Mollusca, Polyplacophora, Chitonida, Chitonidae. Gene Ontology annotation, biological process: transcription elongation by RNA polymerase I; DNA-templated transcription initiation. The record is from RefSeq and is a predicted model, not a curated record. Gene Ontology annotation, cellular component: RNA polymerase I complex. Bases 311 to 1477 code for a protein of 388 amino acids. The transcript is spliced from 3 exons.